Lineus longissimus is the source of this 4537-nucleotide messenger RNA. Its product is annotated as post-GPI attachment to proteins factor 6-like. The record is from RefSeq and is a predicted model, not a curated record. The transcript is spliced from 14 exons. NCBI's taxonomy places the organism in Eukaryota, Metazoa, Nemertea, Pilidiophora, Heteronemertea, Lineidae. Gene Ontology annotation, cellular component: membrane. Bases 3 to 2489 code for a protein of 828 amino acids.
CAAUGGCGAACCGUGAAAAUGGAAAUCCAUUUUCGGGUUCCUUUCUCGGUUCUAGUGGCCUAAAACGAUCUUAUGUUAUCCAACUUUUAGUCACAAUCAAAAUACUGAUAAUCACACUCCACAUUACAACUAGUCAAGUCCAGCAGCAAGAGACCACCCAUGAUGGGAUUGUGGUGUUUGAGUACAGCAGCUACAGGAGUGUAUCGAUGGUCAGCUACCACGUACCAGAGAAGACAUCCACAUCAACUUGGAUCAUCAAGUCAUACCCAACUAAUGCCAAGUGUCCUGUCAAAAAUAUCACACUUCAGCUUCGUCACUCUGGCUAUCCCUUGACCAAUCCCUGGGACGAUGAAUACCCAGAUAAGUUCAGGGUCGGUGGAACCAGCACAUAUACCAUCAAUCUCAGAUCAAACAACAUAUCAGUGGCAUUCUUUACGAUGAAUCCCCUACCAGGGAACUGGUAUGCAGCAGCUUAUAUCAGAGAGAAGGAGGACAACCAUAUAGCACAGAAGGGCCUAGGCAUAUCGUGUACAUACUUGUUCCGAGUCUCUCAGGUGGUCAUCACACUGAAUGCAGUGGCAGAGAUCAUCAUCCCAGCAGAGGAACGCUCUGUUGUCUAUGAUUUAGAUAUCCCGAGCUCAAACAGUUCCCAUGUCUCCAGGUUUAUUUUCCCUGAGGGAGUCACGAUGUAUAGUAUAACUGUGGCCUCCUGUUUUGUCGGAGACAAACCAUCUGAUCUCGCCAACAUCACUUGCCCGCUCACUAUCUACACCGAGGCUCUUAGUCUACCAAAGACAAACUCUGCAGCUACAAACUGUUCGAAGUUAAUGAGUGUACCAUGUGUCCAUUCAGAUUAUAGACCUGCACCGAAUGUUUGGAAUUACCUGGGUAUUAUCAAAAACACCAAUGCAUCCUUGAAAUUGAAGUUAACCAUUAUGUAUGAAGUGUGUCGAUCAUAUGUGAAUAACAUGUACACCUACCAAGUGGAUGUGCUGAAGGACGUCCAGCCCACCCAGGUCAUCCCAAAAGAAGACACGUUCUCCACCGCCUUACCCAACGUGACUGAUGUUGACGGUCUCUUUAUGAUGCCACCUAAACCCGUCAAGCCCAAGUAUAACGUCCAUCCAACUGUCAGGUCCAAGUCUCGCUCAAGGUCAAAAUCUAAGAAGGUGAAGAAUGUCCGCGACCAAUACCAUGGCUGCGUCAUGCAUCCUCCGAUGGAGAAACGGCGCCGUACGGAGCUUUACUUCAUGUAUGCAAUACUGUAUCCGGACCUGAGGAGUAACGGUCAUGGCCUCAACGUCACUGAUACCAUCACUGUGUCUAAGUUCCACCUCCAGGCUCCCAAUCUCGAUGGCGGUGGAACGAUGAAUCUGAAAGUACAAUUUGUCAACAGAAAUAAGUUUGACUAUCUUGACGACGACGUCCAAAAAGUGAGCGUGGAGUUCUGUUUUCAGAAGAACAUCAUCCCGGUCAAUGGGAGCGACAUACUUUGUGAUAGCAACUACUUAAUCCAAAUCAACACGAGCUCAAAGACUGGAGCGGAUUGGUUGUUUGUGCCUUACCCUGAAGAAGGGCCCUGGUAUCUGGCGGUCAAGAGGACCUGUUAUAUUGAUGAUCCUUUAGGAACAUCAAAAAUAAUCUUACAGCGGUGCCUGGAGGACCAAACAGAAAUUGUAUUCAUCCUGGACAGCAUGCCGUGUGUAGAGAAAGACUGUAACAGCCACGGCAAAUGCCAGAUGUAUUAUAGCAAUGUAUUCUUCUUCUCGUCAUGCAAAUGCGAGUCAGGUUAUCGAGGGUAUGGUUGCUCAGACAGCAGGUCAGCCCGAAGUCACACGGAACUCCUCGCAGGAGUACUAUUACUCACAAUGAGUAACUUACUAUUCGCCCCAGCGGCAGCUCUGGCGUUUUAUAGGCGAUACUUUGUCGAAGGCACAGUGUAUCUCUUUACGAUGUUCUUCUCAACAUUUUACCAUGCCUGUGAUCAAGAUAUGGGCUACAACCUUUGCAUCAUUCCAUACAACGUGUUAAGUUACUGUGACUUUUACGGAUCAUUCAUGUCUUUUGCUGUCACGCUCAUCGCAAUGUCGAAACUCCAGGAACCAAUCAGAUCAGUCGGAUACACGAUCGCUGCCUUGUUUUUAGCGUUUGGCGUGGAAUGGGAUAAACACAGUUUGUGGGUGUUUGCAAUACCCGUUGGAGUGGGCUUAGUUUUACUGUUGGUCUCCUGGAGCUGUAUGUGUCACAAAAGAAAGAACUGUUUCCCAAGCAAGAAACGCUGGGUCCUCUUCAUCAUGCCAGGAGCCGCGUUGGCUAUUAUCGGCUGCUGUCUCUUCGCAUUCGUUGAGACCACAGAUAAUUAUGCAUACAUCCACAGCUCGUGGCACAUCAUGAUGGCGGCGGCCGUCAUGUUUGUGCUGCCCCCUAGGGUCAAGGAGAAGAGGGAGAGCCAGGAGUCUCUUUUACUCGGCACGGACGUGGAGUUGUGAUGUAGGCAGCAAUGGAGGUGGGGCUCUGAAAUCUUUGUAUAAUCAGCUUUUUCAGGAGAAAUCUUAGGUCACAAAUGCCUGGAAUAUUUGGAGGGACGAAGUAAUUGCACAGGUGACAAAUAGUAAUGUGUAACUGUUAAAGUCUGUUGAUGAGCAGACUAUGUCUUGUAAUAUGAAGUUAGUUAGUCCUGAAUACAACCUGUCAUUGCACUAGGACAGUGGGGUUAGUUGUAUGUUGGCUUUUAGAGAGAAAUAGUCAACAACAACUCUAUUUUUACACACAUUUUGUCUUUCUCAUGACACUGUCUUUAUUGUACAUGGCAUGUGACCGUCUUCAUUACUGACAGCCAAGAAGCUGAAGUGGGGAUCAAUUUAUAUGUAUUCCUCUCAAUGAUUCAACCAACAUGUUUGUCUCGAGGUAAAACCAGUUAUCGCUGGCUAACAUAUCUAUCACAGGUUGGAGUAGUGACCAAUCCUUGAUGCAGCCGCCAGCAAUGAUCCUAUAAACAAGCUUUUUUUACAUGCGAUGAUUAUUGCAGGUUGCAGUGAUGAUCGUCACUUGUUGCGGGGUGCUUGAGAACAUUAGGAAAUAUCUCAAUGACAAUUCACAAAAAGGAGAAUUCAUGACAGAAGGGAAUUUUUGAUUGACGUUUUUACAAUAUUCAUUAAUAUCGCUUUACUGUUGCACAGUUCUGCGUAAUGUUUAGAUCAUGACAAAUAAUUUAUGAUUAUUUCAUUAGGAGUUUGUUUUGUUUAUUGACAUAUUUGUUGUUAUUAUUGUGAUGUGUCUCUCAGUAUUGGACCAUGAUUAAAGGAGGACUGUCUACAGAUUCUCUGGCCGGCACUAACAGUUGCAUAGUUCCUGUGUGAAAGAUACUGCAGGAAUGGCCUCCAGUAGUACACAUAAACAGCUGGUAACAUUGAAGUUACACGUUACACUCUUUCCAAGGACUCUGUGACUAUCAAUAGUGCCAGCACAGCAUUAUCUGGAUACACUCCUCCUUUGAUGUGGAUGAUUUUUAUGACUGUUCGCAUUCAUCAGUCAUGUCAAUGUGUUCAUUUUGAAUUGAUAUGAUGAUGUUUUGGCAUUCUCUACUUAAUAUACAGAUUGUUUCAAAGAACUAACCCUGUCUGAUGAAUAACUGAUAAGUUGGUACAGUUUGAUGGGAUAUGCCUGAAAAACAGUGAUUUUCAAUAUACUCCACCUCUCGAUUUUGUUAAAUAAUGACUGGUACAUUUGAUAAAUAGAGGAGUGUUCUUGGAACGUGCUGAAAGAGGCUGUUCAUUUAGGUGGUAUGUGUGGAUCGAGGACGGGGGUAGCUUUGUCCAUUUUGCGUACGGAUGUGGACAGGUUGGUUAAAGGGUAAAACAGUGAAAUAGUAUCGGGAUACAGGAAACGUCAAGCAUUUCUAAAGAGGCGUUUACCAUAGGAAUGAGUUAGAUGGUACAGAGUAAUGUUUAUAUUUUUCAAUCCCAAUGGGAGUACUUCGUGCAUGAAAGCUUGUACAUAUUGAAUGUUGUAAGGAGAUAAUCUUCUAGGUGAAUUGUAAUUGGUUAUUAUUGAUAAAUUAAGUAUGAUAGCAUUACUAUGAAUUGUGAUGGAAUUUGCAUUGUUUACAUUCACCCCUUUGCACUUCACUAAGCAAUAUUUUCAAAAUACCACCAUAACAUUUUAAAAGCCACCAUUAGGUACACAGUGAAACACAAUGUAUAAGUAUGGUGUUUUCCCAAUAGAUCUGACCAAAGGUAAUCGGCUGACCUCUUGUCACUAAUCUGUAAUAGUGUCAUCACAAAUGAUAAGCCUGUGUAAAGCUGUCUCUCGUGAAAAUGAAACAAAAUGCACUUGGCAUUUCAAUGGGGCCGUAAACAUCUGUAGAUAUUGAUGUCAAAAAAUGAAAUUUGUCUAUCUUUUGAAAUGUGCUGUUGACUUAUAUGAUGAAAUGAUCAAAAUGUAUAAAUAUUUGAAUGGAAUUGAUGGAUUUUAGCACUUGUCACUGAAUGUCUGUACCGAUCUACCAUGUAACUUUGUAAGAAAAUGAUGUUUCUAA